This is a messenger RNA of Anoplopoma fimbria (sablefish), 1106 nucleotides long. Its product is annotated as cathepsin S-like. Gene Ontology annotation, biological process: immune response. The record is from RefSeq and is a predicted model, not a curated record. The transcript is spliced from 7 exons. Gene Ontology annotation, cellular component: lysosome. Gene Ontology annotation, molecular function: cysteine-type endopeptidase activity. Bases 40 to 1026 code for a protein of 328 amino acids. Lineage: Eukaryota; Metazoa; Chordata; Actinopteri; Perciformes; Anoplopomatidae.
CUGUUUUAAGUACAAGUUCUUCUUUUCCUAGAUCCAGAGAUGUUUCGGAGCCUGCUUCUCACCUUUAUGUGUGGAUUUGCAGCGGCCGUUAUUAAUUCAGAACUGGACCGACACUGGGUGCUAUGGAAGAAGAUGCAUAAUAAAGCGUACUCUCACCAGAUUGAGGAGUUGGGUCGCAGGCGGAUAUGGGAAGAAAACUUGGAAAUGAUUAAUGUCCACAACCUUGAAGCUUCUCUGGGCUUACACACCUAUGAGCUGGCAAUUAACCACCUGGGCGAUCUGACUACUGAAGAGAUCACUGGCAGUCUGAUGGGCACCAUUGUGCCUUCUGACCUGGAGAGGGGUCCUUCAAACUUUAUCAGGCUCAACCACACUCUUCCACUGUCUAUGGACUGGAGGGAUGAAGGCCUGGUAACUGAGGUCAAAAUGCAGGGUUCUUGUGGAUCCUGUUGGGCCUUCAGUGCAGUCGGAGCUCUGGAAGGGCAACUCAAGAAGUCUACUGGUGUCCUGAUAUCCCUCAGUCCUCAGAACCUGGUGGAUUGCUCUGUGAAAUACGGCAACCACGGGUGCAACGGUGGCUUCAUGUCAAACGCCUUCCAGUACGUCAUUAAAAACCAAGGCAUAGAUUCUGAAGCAGACUACCCCUACGUUGGCAUGCGUGGUCGGUGCAAAUAUAACAAACAGCAACGGGCUGCUAACUGCUCAGGCUACGCCUUCUUACCAGAGGGGAAUGAGUUUGCAUUGAGGGACGCUCUGGCUAGCAUCGGCCCCAUCUCUGUAGCUAUUGAUGCCUCAAGGCCGAAGUUUGCCUUCUACCGUCAUGGUGUGUACAGGGACCACACAUGCACCCACAAUGUGAACCAUGGGGUGCUGGCUGUGGGCUACGGCACUGAGAGACUGCACGACUACUGGCUGAUCAAAAACAGUUGGGGUGAGAACUACGGGGAUGAAGGCUACAUCAAGAUGGCUCGGAACAGACACAACCAGUGUGGCAUCGCUCUCUAUGCUUGUUUCCCCAUCAUGUGAUCAGCAGAUGCCAGUUUUUGAAUGUACUUUUCCUCAGAAAUAUUUUGUACGGUAUUUUAAAUAAAGUGUCUGAUGCUUUA